Messenger RNA from Chelonus insularis, 2654 nucleotides. Its product is annotated as oxysterol-binding protein-related protein 2. Gene Ontology annotation, cellular component: perinuclear endoplasmic reticulum; plasma membrane; intracellular membrane-bounded organelle. Lineage: Eukaryota; Metazoa; Arthropoda; Insecta; Hymenoptera; Braconidae. The record is from RefSeq and is a predicted model, not a curated record. The coding region runs from base 124 to 1434 and encodes 436 amino acids. Gene Ontology annotation, molecular function: sterol binding. The transcript is spliced from 6 exons.
ACGGUGGUUGACAGUGAUCUGGAAAGCAGAUAUUGGAAAGUUUCAAGUUGAGAGAAUUGAUGAAGGUGGUUUUUCUUGCACACUUCAAGUAGUAAUUGAUUGCAAUAACAUAUACAUCAAACAAUGGCUAAAGAACAUAUGUACAGAACUACGCUGCCCGUACGUGGACACACGGAGGUGAAUCUUUGCUCAGUUAUAUCACUGGGCAAGGAUCUCAGCAAGAUCGCAAUGCCUGUUAACUUCAAUGAGCCUCUGUCCUUCCUCCAACGUGUUGCUGAGUACAUGGAAUAUGCUAAGCUUCUUAAACUAGCUGCUGCUGAAGAGUCACCGGUUAAGAGGAUUGAGUACGUGGCUGCUUUUGCUGUAAGUGCACUUGCAUCUAAUUGGGAGAGACUUGGAAAACCAUUCAAUCCUUUAUUGGGUGAGACUUACGAGUUGGAGCGUGAAGACUUCCGGAUCCUAUGUGAACAAGUAUCCCAUCAUCCUCCUGUAUCAGCAUUUCAUUCAGACAGUGAAGACUUUAUCUUUCAUGGAAGUAUUCAUCCAAAGUUGAAGUUUUGGGGGAAAAAUAUUGAAAUACAUCCCAAGGGCGUCGUAACUGUUGAAUUACCUAAAUGGAAAGAAGCUUACACUUGGCAAAAUGUCAAUUGCAUUUUACAUAAUGUUCUUGUUGGACAAUUGUGGAUGGAACAAUUGGGUGCCUUGGAAAUCAAGCAAUACGGAGGUGCAAAUCUCAAAGCAACAUUGGCAUUUAAAAGUGCUGGGUCUAAUGGAAAAGAUUUACAUCGGGUUGAAGGCUUUAUUACUGAUGCUGAUAAAAAACGAUUGGUUUUCUUAUAUGGAAAAUGGACUGAACGACUUCGUUCAUGUGAACCACAUCUAUACGAUGAAACUCUAGAGAGGAUAAAACGUGAAGCAAAAAGCCCUAUCGGUAGUCCAAGUCACAAAAAAGUUUUAGCUAGACUUCAUAGUUUGAAAGUUGGAGCUUUCAAACCAUCUCAUCAAGAUACAGUAGAUGAAACGUCUACUGAUGGUGAAGAUUGUCUUCCAGUGGAUGAAAUUCCGGGCUCCACAACAUUGUGGGAGGUGACUCCACGUCCUAGUAAUAGUGCAGAUUAUUAUCAAUUUACACAAUUUGCCAUGUCUCUGAAUGAGUUAACAGAUGACUUGGCUCAAAGAAUAUGUCCAACAGACUCGAGGUUGAGGCCAGACAUUAGAAAAUUAGAAAUGGGAGAUCCUGAUGGAGCAGCAUCGGAAAAAAUAAGACUUGAAGAGAAACAGAGGGAUAGCCGGAAACUUAAAAAGCACAAAAAAAUAUCAGAAGGUCCAAGAUGGUUUCAAUCAGGAAUUAAUUCUUUUACGGGUCUAGAAGAUUGGUUGUAUCGUGGAGGUUAUUGGGAACGUAAUUAUGCUGACAUCGAAGAUAUUUUUUAGGUCAUCAGUUAUUCAAAGUUCGAUAAAAACAAUCGGUUUGUGAUGAAUGAUUCAAUGAAGAUGCUUUUGUUUGUGUUUUAUGAUUGAGAAAACAUAUUGUAGCAUAACUUUAUUUAUCAAACAUGAAUCUAGGUCUAACUGAAUUAUUUAAAUAUGAUAUAUUGUAUAAAGUGUGACGAGUGAGAAUUAUGUAAAACAAUUCGAAUUUAAAGCCUGGUAAAAAAUAUUGAAAAGUAUUUUAAUAAUACGAGUGUUGAUUCACAGAAAAGAAUUUAUUUAAUACUAUCAAAAAAAUAUGAUGAAUUUUACGACAAAUCAGAAAGUCAUUAACAAUUAUUGCGUGACUGAUCUUAAGUUUUCGUCCACACGCAAUAUAGUUGUGAUGCCUAUACCUGACACUUGAAUAAGCUAGUUUUCUUGAAUACUUAUAGUAAAAAAUCCUUAUAUUUAGAUACAAAUAUCUAUCUAAAAAAAUAUACAUAUAUCUAUCUUGAAAAAUAUUUGAAAACAGUUGAUAAAUCUAUUUGGAGGAUAAGAGUUUUCUUCACAUGUAGUUGAAAAUAAUAAUUGAAAAUGAAGAAGACAUAUUUAUUUGAAGAAUAUAUAAUAAAUAAAUCAUGAAAAUAAUGAUUCUAAAUAAAAAUAUUAAUAUAAGUGAUAGCUACAAAUUUUACUACGCGAUGUUUAGUUGAAAGAAUCAAUUUGAAAAAAAAAAUAGUCUGCAUUUAUUGUAACAUAAGAUGUUAGUUUGGAAUUUCAAUUUGAUGCUUGAUGUGCCAAUAGAAGACUGCUUUUCACAGUCAUUGUAACGCAAUAGCUCAUGUAAAACAUCUAAAAAAAUUUUAAGUUUACGCAAUAGUCAUGUAUCAAUUUUUGUUGCUAACAUUGAGAAACGUAGCAUUAGGAAAAAUUAUAAAUCUUAGAGACAAAUUAUUAGCCAUUGUGUGUUCUACUGGACUUCAUCGUCAUUCAGAAAAAUUGGAAUCUAGUAAAAAUGAUAAUAAAAUUUUAUUGUAAUAAACUAUAAAGAAAUCUUACCAGCUAUUUACACUUGGCUUGUGUGAUAUACUAUUGAUAUACUGAUAUUAACAUCAUCAGUAAAAAAUAAUAAUGUCAAUGAAUCAUCUACACAAAACAAAAUGCUUUUUAACAAAUAUCAGUGUAUAAUAAACUGAAAAGAAAUAAAUUAUAAUGGAAAAUGCAAUCAAUAUUUUUUUUCU